Vicia villosa (hairy vetch) is the source of this 438-nucleotide messenger RNA. Its product is annotated as LOB domain-containing protein 24-like. Lineage: Eukaryota; Viridiplantae; Streptophyta; Magnoliopsida; Fabales; Fabaceae. The record is from RefSeq and is a predicted model, not a curated record. The transcript is spliced from 2 exons. Bases 1 to 438 code for a protein of 145 amino acids.
AUGAUUUAUGGUAGAUGUGCUGCCUGCAAGAGUCAAAGAAGAAAGUGUCCUUCUGAUUGCAUUUUCUCUCCUUAUUUCCCUCCCAAUGAUCCUCAAAGAUUUGCUUAUGUUCACAAAAUCUAUGGUGGUAGCAAUGUGGGAAAAAUGCUUAAGCAAUUGCCAUAUUAUGUAAGAGAACAUGCUGCAAAUAGUUUGUAUUUAGAAGCAAAAAGUAGGAUUCAAGAUCCUGUUUAUGGAUGUGUUGGAAUUAUCUCAAAAUUGUAUCAACAAAUUCAUGAUACAGAAAUUGAGUUGGCCAAAAUUCAAACUCAGAUUGCUUUUCAUAAGCUUCAAAAUCAACAAUUUGAAGAUGGAUCAAAUUUGAAGUUUUUGAUGCCACAAAGUAAUAGCAUGGAGAAGUUUCAAUGGCCUAAUCAAACUCCUAAUUGGUUCAAUUAA